AUGCUUGGCAUAGAAAUAGACUGGGUGGGCCUGGUCCUCCCCUUUGCCUACCUCAUCGUCCUCAGUGGCUCCCUAAUGACCUUUUCCAGCAUAUACCGGAAGCGCAAGGCCACUCAAGCUGCGAACCUGGAGCCAUGGUUUGGCCCACACCUUCAACGAAACAUCUACCUCUCCCUCCUCCACAUGGAACCCGAAAACGGCGACGAGAAGUCCGAGAAGAAGAUCCCCGAUAACGUCCUAAAGGCCGCCCUUCUUCGCCGCGCCGUCGAGGACAUCAACCGCCUUGUGCAGAUCCGCACCGCCAAACAAGCUAUCACGUCUCUGCUUCAGAAGGGAAGCGUGGGCGACGACUUGUGGCAACGCUUCCAGCGCGCCGAGAAGGAGAUGGAGAACGAGCUCCGCGACGUUGUCAUGGAGGCCAACGGUCUCGCUCCGAACUGGGGCCAGUUCAUCUUCCAGUCCGCCAACGAGAUCGCCGUUAAUGUCCAGUUCCGGAAGCGUCUCGAGGAGAUCCAAGGCAAGGUUGCCAGCGAGAAGGAAUGGUGGGAGAAGCGUCGGGCCACCCUUGAGACCGAGCUCUUGAACGACGAGGAAGCGGAAAAGUCCUCCACCGGAAAGCCCUCUAGCGAAGAUUCUGCCGUCCUCGUCGAUCCCGGCACCCCCUCCGCUACUCCCGCUGCCACACCUGCGAAGGCUCCAGCUGCCUCUACAACCCCAGCCGCUACCCCUGCCGCGACACCCGCGAAAGCUCCCACUGGGAACUCAACUCCCGCUACGGGAACGCCGUCGAAGAAGAAGAGGGGCAAGAAAUAA
Molecule: messenger RNA, 813 nt
Organism: Scedosporium apiospermum
Lineage: Eukaryota; Fungi; Ascomycota; Sordariomycetes; Microascales; Microascaceae
Product: Translocation protein sec66
Exons: 3
Coding region: 1-813 (270 amino acids)
Biological process (GO): post-translational protein targeting to membrane, translocation
Cellular component (GO): Sec62/Sec63 complex
Source: RefSeq, a predicted model, not a curated record